GAAUGCCGGCCUUUCCAUGCUAUGCUUCCAGCAAUGUAGGGAGGAUAUUAGCCUUACAGAACACAUGGAAUUGCUGUGGUAUGCAAAACACUGCAAGUUGUCAUUGAAGGGCGAAAUUGCCCCAUGCACGAUUUGUAAGGGACCGAAGUGUGUGGAGUUAGCAGGAGGAGAUUGUGGUCCUCUGCCAGAUGGAUCCAACCGAUCGUAGGGGUAUGUGUGGGGAUGCCCAAUAGAGUAGCCCCUGAGGUUAUCGGAGGAUUGUGCCAUGACGUUGAGGAACAUGUCUUUCCUAAUGCAUCAAAUCAUUCCACCUAGUAUUCGGAAAUACUCGCCAGCCUUUGAUAUAAAGGUCUGGCAAUUUCCUUGUUCCUGAGGUUAUUUCUCAUCCUUUCAUCAUACAAAUCACAGCCAAUACAUGAACCAUCCUGGUUUCCCUUUUAUUAUGUUCACGAACCUUCCUCUAUAAGGUAUCAAUUUCCCCACAGACCCACAUACCUUAGUAGUUUGUGGCAUAUAUUCAACCUUGAAGACGCCAAUCUCUUAGUCAUGGCGUCUGAUGGCUUUUCAGAGAAGGACUUUGGUCCAAGUACUGAGAAGCUUCCUGAUAAGAAAGAUGAAUUAGCCCUACAGGACAGAAGCAUAAGUCCUUCUCGCCAACCUGCACCGCUCCAUGCGGAACAUGCCUCGCAGUCGGACAACAGUAGUGAGGAGCAAGGGAAGAUUGGUGGGGAUGGGAAGCGGGAACUCUUAGAGGACGACUGCUACGACAAGCUGGGAUUCAGCUUCCCCUGGUAUAAGAAAUGGGGUAUCCUUACAGUCAUCUUCACUGUGCAGAUGUCCAUGAACUUUAACAGCAGUGUUUAUCCGAAUGCCGUCACACCCCUGUCGGAACAUUUUCAUGUCAGUGAGCAAGCCGCCCGAGUGGGCCAGAUGAUCUUCUUGGUGGCCUAUGCGUUUGGAUGUGAGCUGUGGGCACCCUGGAGUGAAGAACUCGGCCGAUGGCCUAUUAUGCAGCUCAGUUUGUUCCUGGUCAACAUUUGGCAAAUUCCCUGCGCCCUGGCUCCCAACUUCGGCACCAUUAUCGUCUGCCGCUUCCUUGGUGGCUUGAGCUCAGCGGGCGGUUCAGUCACCUUGGGCAUGACUGCAGACAUGUGGGAGCCUGAUGACCAAGGGUUUGCUGUUGCGUAUGUGGUAUUGUCUUCUGUUGGUGGUACCACAAUCGGUCCCAUCUUUGGUGGAAUGAUCCAGCAGUGGCUGAAAUGGGAGUGGAACUUCUGGAUUCAACUCAUCUUUGGCGGGGUUACACAAUUGGUCCACUUCUUUUUUGUCUCUGAGACCCGUGCGACUAUCCUUAUCGAUCGGGAGGCGAAGCGCCGUCGCAAGACAGGCGAGGAUCCAAACGUUUAUGGACCAAACGAGCUGAAGAAGCCCCGGUUUGAUGCUAAAGAAGUUUUGCGUGUCUGGUCCCGACCCUUUGAGAUGUUCCUGAGGGAACCUAUCGUGCUCUUCCUUUCUCUGCUGUCUGGUUUCUCUGACGCGCUGAUCUUCACCUGCAUUGAGUCUUUCAACCUCGUGUUCAAACAAUGGGGAUUCAACCCUCUCCAGAUUGGGCUCUGCUUCAUCUCCAUCGUGAUUGGCUAUCUUGUCGCGUACGGUAUCUUUCUCCCCGACAUUUGGCGUCAGCGUCAAGUUAGAAAGAGUCACGGCAAUACAGCUCGGCUGGCUGAGCGUCGUCUGCUACUCCUUCUCUUCAUUGCACCACUGGAGACGAUCGGCCUGUUCGGAUUUGCUUGGACAUCAAUGGGUCCGGACUAUACCCAUUGGAUCGUGCCCCUUGUUUUUGUGUUCUUGAUUGCCAUUGCGAACUAUGGAAUUUAUAUGGCAACCAUCGACUACAUGGUCGCCUCCUAUGGGCCGUACUCUGCUUCCGCCACUGGAGGCAACGGCUUUGCUCGUGAUCUUCUCGCAGGGCUGUCCGCCAUGUACGCGACUCCCAUGUACAGCAACAUCGGUGGCAAGUUCCACCUGCAGUGGGCGAGUACGAUUCUCGCCUGUCUGUCCAUUCUAGUGACCGUUCCCAUCUACAUAUUCUACUGGAAGGGCCCUGAAAUCCGAGCACGCAGCAAAUUUGCUCAGACCCUAGAGGCCGACCGCGCACAGCAUGCAGGACGCCGGGCUAGUCGCCUCAGCGCGGAGGAGAAGCCAUAUUUGGCCUAAAAGUCUUUCACUUGACUCUCGAGCAUCUCUGCAUUCUAAGUUGUAUUUAUAUUGAUAUUACUUUAUUUCUACAUUGUCAUUAACCCAUUCUGUUCAACGAUCUUUGGAUCCGACUUCUGGUGUGAGUCUUGACCGGGGGAUCGGUCUGCAUGACUGAUGGACUACUUGACUAUAACAGUUUAGAUACCCAAUCCUGAUACUAUCUUUUGGAUACCAUUUGAGCAUACCGUGUAUAGAAACUAUCGCCUCUUGUGCAGUAGAUGAA
Molecule: messenger RNA, 2482 nt
Organism: Aspergillus pseudonomiae
Lineage: Eukaryota; Fungi; Ascomycota; Eurotiomycetes; Eurotiales; Aspergillaceae
Product: major facilitator superfamily domain-containing protein
Exons: 1
Coding region: 547-2217 (556 amino acids)
Biological process (GO): transmembrane transport
Molecular function (GO): transmembrane transporter activity
Source: RefSeq, a predicted model, not a curated record